Pieris brassicae (large cabbage white) is the source of this 1523-nucleotide messenger RNA. RefSeq names its product juvenile hormone esterase-like. Lineage: Eukaryota; Metazoa; Arthropoda; Insecta; Lepidoptera; Pieridae. The record is from RefSeq and is a predicted model, not a curated record.
UCAAUAAUAUUCUUAUUACAAACAGAAAUAACGCAUAUUUAUAUGACAAAUUCAGCCUUCACAGAAGCCCAUCUGCCAACACUACCAAUUCGAAUCUCCAGUGGCCUACUUCGUGGUACUGUUGCUCUGGAUAACUCGCAUGUCAGAUAUCACGGUAUACCUUAUGCAGUUGCAAAUAGAUUUGAGAGUCCAAAACCAGCACUAAAAUGGGAAGGUAUUCUUGAUGCAAUCAAUGAAUACAGUUUUUUAGGUUAUGUUAUAGGAAAUGAAGACUGCUUUACUCUUAAUGUUUACGUCUCAAUAGAGCGAAGGAAUCGGCCUUACCCCGUGAUGGUAUUCAUACACGGCGGAAGCUUUAGAGAUGGAUCUGGAUCACCUUACAUUUACGGACCAGAAUUUUUGGUCAACCAUAAUGUUAUUCUGGUUACAUUAAAUUAUAGUCUUCAAGUUUUAGGCUUUCUUUGAUUGGGCAUAAAGGAAGCUCAAGGAAAUAUGGGCUUAAAAGAUCAAGUAGAAGCUCGCCGUUGGGUGAGAAAAAAUAUCAUAGCUUUUGGAGGUGAUCCCGAUAAUGUAACAUUAUUUGGUGAGAGUGCAGGGUCCGCCUCUGUGCUCUUUCAUAUCUUAUCUCCGAUGUCCAAAGGUUUAUUUCAUAAAGCUAUAUUAGAAAGUGGUUCUGCCAUGUCAUUUUGGGCGACACAGUUUAACCCUAAGCAUAUAGCAUUUCAACUUGCACAACAAUUGAAAUACAACACGACGGAUGUACGUGAAGUUUGAUAUUUUAAAAAAAAAUCUUCAGUGGAGUUACUCAGCACAAGGGUGCCUAGAUCUAAAGAAAAUAUAGUGCAAUCGGAAACUAUAUUUGUCCCUUGUAUUGAGACUUCGAUACCUGGAACUGAAGCAUUUUUAAUAGAGAGUCCCUAUGUUGUACUUAAUAGCGGCAAAUUUAAUAAAUUGCCUGUAAUAUUGGAUUUAAUAACGUAGAAGGAUAUAUGUUUGUGGGAAAGGAGAAUACAACAACUAAGUCCGUGUUUAACUUCCUUGACUCGCUACCACGAGAUUUACAAUUUCCAAAUAGUAGUGCAAGGUUAGAGACUGCAGAAAAUCUAAAAAAACAUAUAUUCUUCCAAAGAAAAUACUUCAGAAAUCAGUGUAGACAGCUUAGUCCAAUAUGAAGGUGAUGCUGGAAUUAGAUUUCCUGUAGUAUCUACAACGGAUUUGUUACCUUAUUUAUUUAACGUAGACGGUUUUUGGCAAAUAGCAACAUUGGAGAUGAAAAUGAUUGAUAAAAUGUCAACUAUGUGGAGCAAUUUUGCAAAAUAUAGUAAUCCAAUCCCAUUCAAGACGGCGCUGCUUCCUGUAAAGUGGGAACCGGCGACCCUCAAGGAACCCAAGCUGUUAGUCAUUAAUACGCACCUGUCUACCGCGCCCUUAUGGGAAGAUGAUGCUUUGUUACUAUUAAAUGAAACCUGCUCCAAAUAUAGAAAACUAAAUUAAUAUACACUGGCGAAGAAUAUUAAUUUUAA